Molecule: messenger RNA, 2617 nt
Organism: Pisolithus orientalis
Lineage: Eukaryota; Fungi; Basidiomycota; Agaricomycetes; Boletales; Pisolithaceae
Exons: 8
Coding region: 80-2482 (800 amino acids)
Biological process (GO): positive regulation of GTPase activity
Cellular component (GO): cytosol
Molecular function (GO): protein binding; guanyl-nucleotide exchange factor activity
Source: RefSeq, a predicted model, not a curated record
CCUGAACUUCCUUUCACAGUGUUGAUCCCUCUCUUUCCUUUCUUACUACUGGGACUCAUCUUCCCGGCGAAUUUGCGAUAUGGACCCAACAACACUAAACUGCGCGGAAUGCGCCUCCAAAUUGUCAGAACUACUGGAAGGAUUCUUGACCAACGCCUACAAUGACGACUCAUGGCGGGACUUGGAGCUGAUCGCCCAACAUCUCGCCAAUUCUCUGCGCAAGAGACAUGGACCUGAGGAUUACCACACGCCAUUGGGAUCUACUACUCUGCCACAAGAUCUUACCUCUCUCUUGGGUGUUGCUCUGAAUGGUGCACCCGUACCUGACGAUGCUCGUGCACCAGCUGUCCUUGAAAUCCUUCGCGUUGGUGCCAACUUAUGUGUUGACCACGAUCAAAACAGAGGGAAUCUAUUAGAGGCCGGCUUUCCACAGGCUGUGGUAUCGUUGUUGGAAGGAUAUUCAGAACUGGCACCUUCUAGCCCUCGGGCGAAUCCAUUGCCACUAUCUAUCCCGCACUUGGAGGUCAUCAAGACCGCCAUCGGUGUUUUGUUAAAUACAUCUCUUGGUUUCAAUUCUGUCAAAUUCAGACUGAUAUCCCUGGAAGUUGCCAUGACACUCGUACGACUAUCGUCGGCCUUAUACCCUGUCGGCUCUUGGAUGAGAUGCACGACCAACUUGUUCCCUGACGAUCUAGCUCCUGAAGAAGCACCAAUCCUAAUAGCCGAGUCUUGGAAUAUUCGUAUUUCGCUUUCAAACUGGGCAUGGAGACUCAUCACAGAACUCAGAGAUGAUGAGCACCCCCUUUUUGAUCCCCAGGUUUUGCCCUACCUUGUUCAACCACUUAUUGCAUUCACGCCCCCACUCUUAACUGCCCCGCCUCCGCCAAACUUCGCGCAUCCGUCACCUUUGCGGACAAACCUUCUUCAGGCCGACUUUGAGCUCCUGUCCGAUUCAUGUUCUCAACUUGAAUCUCUUGCGCUCGAUGUCGAGGAUAUACGGCUCUCGCUAGCUCGCGGAUUUCUAUUUCCCGCCGAACACCAGGAUGUCCCUUGUCUACUUGCUAUGCUAGAUUUCAUUGAACAGGGGAGUUAUGCACCACUGUGGUACGUGCAACAUGAAGCAAGCUUCUCGAUGGCCGAUGUUCGAAACCAAGAAAAGGCUUUUGACGACUGCAAGGCCGCAGUUAUAAAGGCUGUUGUAGAGAUGUCCGGGGAGGACAAGAACACGGAUGUCUUGGUGGACGGAUCAGACCCGACUAAACCGGGUGGCUCAUAUGUCUCACGUCUGGUGAACUGGAUUCGUAACUUCGUACUCGGCGGGAUGCAUGGCAAUGCUAGAGAUGAUCUGGUUAUUUGCGCUACUCUGUCGCUAGGGAAUCUCAUGCGGCGAGAACUCCAGUCGACUAUCCUGCUUUCACCACCACACAAUAUCGCCCAGCUACUGUCUUCGGAAGUGCUACUCUCACGAUCAACGGACAUCAAGCUAAAGCACGGCGUCAUCGGCUUGCUGAAGCAUCUUUCACAGGCUUCCUGCAAUUCCGCUCCCAACCGUAUAGCACUUAGCAAUGCAAAUGUAAUCGACCGCGUGCUUGCCAGCGGUGUUUUGGACGAACGGAGUGAUGCGAUGGCAGACGUUGUGCAAGUGAAUGCCAUUGGAAUUGUGAAACACCUCUGUAAUGGAAGCUUCGACAAUUCUUUGAAAGUGAUCUUACCGGCUGAAACCGACAGCCCUCCGCCUACUGGACUCCCUCAAGUUCUCUCUCUAGUUAAGCGUUCAGACAAAGUGGCAAUCAAGAGUGAGGGCACUCGUAUUAUUGUCAACUUGGUGAAGUCGCUUUGGUCGAACGAUUCCCCGAAGGAAUAUCGCAGCGUUGAGGAAAUCCAGGUUCGGCAGCAGAAAAGAGACAAAGCGAUCACAUUGUUGCUGUCACCCUCGUGCACCGAAGCUCUCGUAGCUUUGUUGGGGAGAAGUCUGAAGUACCCCGUUUUGGUCAACGAGGCCGUAGUAGCUCUCAGCCUGUUGAGCACACAUCGUGAUGGUGGUUCGCUCGUGCUGCGGGCUAUCGUCGCUCCACUGCCUGCCGAGGUGAUGCCGGGCAUUCCUAACUCCAUGACAAUCCCGGCUACUCCUUCGACGUCCAGUGAAGCUGAAUCCCCUAGCAUUUGGUCACCGGGUGCGCGGCAUCGGCCCCCGCAGAGUCGUGCUCUUGAUCACCUCGUGUAUGUUCUCCGGAAUGUGUCCAAAAACGAUGAUGCUGCGGGUCUCCGUUCAGCCGCUACCUCGUACCCGAAUGAAGUUCGUGCAAACGUUUGCUCAUUACUUGGCCAAGUUACAAAGCACACGUCUGGCGGAGACGUAGAUGCUCUCAAAGAGGAGGUGAAGCCCGUGUUGGAAGAUCUGUCGCGGCAUAGCCAAGGUCUGGGUAGAGAAAUGCUAGGAAAUGCAGCAAAAAGGGUGCUCGAUAUGUGGGCGCAAGCGUAGAUUCACACUUGCUUGAUUACUACUGUGAUUACGACUAGGCUGUCGUUGUAUUGACCCGUAUACGCCUCCAACGCGACGCUGGUCUUGCCCGGCAAGUUGAGCGUUCCUAUCGACGAUGGGCGCUCGCUUCCAGUU